GGAAAACAAAUUCUCCAGAGCAACAAGUGACUCUGCCAUCAACUUUAAUAUAUUGUUAGCCAACUCAGAAGCCCACAUUUUUCCAACUUUCCUAAAAAUGCCAAGCACAAAUUAGCUCUUGUUCAAUCCACUGCGCGCGCUUCUGUAACGAAAACGGAUUGCGAUGAUCGUGUCCAACGUGAGCUUCAGCGGCUGCACGAGGGCCAAUAGCGCGCUGUGUACUGGUGCUGCAGACAGGCACCUGGAACACAAUUUAUCCCGCACCACUCUCAGCCCGACCGGGAACCUGCUAGUCUCAGUGUGUUUGGGCUUUAUUGGUACCUUCGGAUUCCUCAACAACCUCCUGGUUCUCGUCCUCUUCUGCCGCUACAAGGUGCUGCGCUCGCCUAUCAACUUGCUACUGAUUAACAUUUCAUUCAGUGAUCUGCUGGUGUGUGUGGUGGGAACUCCGUUCAGUUUCGCGGCAAGUACACAGGGAAGAUGGCUCAUAGGAGAAAGUGGGUGUGUAUGGUACGGCUUUGCCAAUUCACUAUUAGGCAUCGUGUCCCUCAUCUCCCUGGCCGUGCUCUCCUACGAGCGUUACACUACCAUGAUGGGUCCAACCGAGGCCGACUCCACCAACUACCGGAAGGUAGCCUUGGGCAUCGCUUUCUCCUGGGUCUACUCACUGAUGUGGACCCUGCCACCUCUCUUCGGCUGGAGCCGCUACGGCCCCGAGGGGCCCGGCACCACCUGUUCAGUGGACUGGAUGGCCAAGAGCGCCAACAACGUCUCGUACAUCAUCUCGCUCUUUGUUUUCUGCCUCAUCGUCCCCUUCCUGGUCAUAGUCUACUGCUAUGCUAAACUGAUGCAUGCAAUCAAACAGGUUACCGCCAUCAACACAGCUAUGAGCAGGAAGAGGGAGCAGCGUGUUCUCGUCAUGGUGGUAGUCAUGGUGAUGGUGUACCUGAUGUGCUGGUUGCCGUAUGGGGUCAUGGCCUUGCUGGCUACCUUCGGACGCCCUGGCCUGGUCACCCCCGAGGCCAGCAUCGUCCCCGCGAUCAUGGCCAAGACCAGCACGGUCUUCAACCCUGUUAUCUAUAUCUUCAUGAACAAGCAGUUCCACAGGUGUUUCCGAGCGCUGCUGAGGUGCCAAGAGCCUCAGCGGGGUUCCAGCCUCAGGUAUUCCUCCAAGGCACCGCCCAAAGCCGCCCGAGGCAGUGCCCGCAAAACCAACCAACACAACUUAACUUUCAUGGUUGCCUCACUUGGGCAGCCCACCAGCGACGUCCCCCAGCUGGGGAAUGCAACCCUGGACUCAGCCGCCCCUGCUUACUCUGACAUGGUCAGGCCCACCAUUGUGUCGCUAGUGGCCCACUACAACGGCGUUCUGGGGCGAACAGGGGUUACAACCCCUAGGAACCAAUUACAGGGAGGGGAGGAGGAUCCAGAGGAGUCGUCAAAGUGGAUUUAGUGCUGUCAGUAUGAUGGACAGCAGGCUAUAAAAUCUGAAUGCCUCUGGACUCUUUGGAAGGGGAGCCGCAGGAGCUGCUAGUGCAUCUUGAGGAAGGACAUCAAUCUGUCUGGGUCUGCACAAGCUUAUACAUUCUGUCGCCGUUUACUAGCUCAAAUACACCUAUGGACCGAGAGUGGGGAGAGAAUGGUGCGAAGAACCCCAAUUUAUUUUGUGCAAUUUCUAAUGUUUUGUAAAAUAUAUUAGUUCCAUGACAUGUCGAUGUGAUUUCACCCUCUGUCAGUGUACCUUUAUAGUGCAAAAAAACAGAGAGAGAUGAAGAGUGUAUUUUUGUACUGAGCGGAGAUUGGAGUCACAGAUUGAGGGAACUCAAGUAUUUCAAGUAUUUUCAGGGGACACGUUUCAAAGGUGUGAAGAUGACAAAGCGCUCAGAAAAAAAAGAAAAAAACCCACAAAAGGUAACGAGGAAAUUGAACUGUUAAUGAAUUCUUAGCAUUGAUCCAUUGCUGUAUUACAUUUUCUAUCAAAUAUUUUAAAUUGGUUUCAUCACUCGACACUUAAAACGUAUUCAACUGUAACUAGUCACACGUUACUUGUUGUAUAUCAUUAAUCAUAAACAUAGGUAGCAUGUCUGGUAUGUAUACUUCUUCAUUUUAUGUAAAUAUGCAAAAAAGUACAAAAAACGACUUAAAACGUCCAGGUGAUAAAAUGUGGAGGCUGGAGGUUCAGGGUUAGAAAAAAGGGUUCCUAAAAGGUUCUUUGGUUGUCUUACACCAAACUUGGCAUGAUCCUCAAUUUCACAGUAUUAUUCCAACCUCAUAGUGUGAAAAUCACAUUUUUUAAAAUUGCACUGGGCCUUUAAACAACUUUACAGCAUUAUGAUACAAUAGUUUGUUUCAUUUCAUGUGAAAUAUGAUUGCAGAUUUUAUGAUUUAGGCCUACGAUUAGCUAGAUGUCGAGACAGAAUGUGUCUUACUGUAGACAUGGUUAGAUAUCAACCCACUAAAUUAGAAUUGCUAAUGUUAACAUGGGCGUUACUCGCCACCCAUCAUCUUGAUUGGUAAUCAGCAAUUACCCUUUUUAUCACUACCACUACAUCCCUGGUUACAUUUUUUUUUUGCCAGUUUGUGUUACCCACAUUUGGCCAAAACAAGGGACUUCCCGGUUAAGCCUAUAAUGACGUGAAAUGAUUGUAGUACACUUCUGUCGCAUUGUAAAAUGCUUCAAACAAUGCAGGCCUCAUCUAUAUAAAAAAAAAUACUUUGAAGUUAUCAAUUAAAAGGUCUGACAGUAAUUACUUGGAAAGUAUAUGGUGAUAAUAUAUGAAUUACUGCUAGCUACUUGUACUGCUAGCUAGUUUGUUUACUUUGACUAAUUGGUCUAAUUUGAAUAUCAGUUAAGUACUUUGGGACAUCAAACUAUGAAAAGAAUCACGUUUCCUUCAGACCCAAUUGGGUGUGAAGAAUGACAAAGUGCGCGGCUUGUUAUGACAUGACGGUACAAAGAGGAAGUAGAGGAGUCGUUUAAGAGCAUGUGAUCAUGUGAGUUUUACUAUUACUGGCCUUGAGCCUUACAUCAUUUACUGUAGAUGUUGCACCCCAACUUUUGAGGUUAUACCCAGUGUUUCUGGUGGAACUUAAAAUGUGGAUUGGCGCAGCAGUAAGGAAGCCCAAUGGCCACUUCAUGUAUAGUGAGUGCAGUUUGAACAAAGCACACUUUCUGAAUUAUUUUCAUUUCAACUGGAGCACAUUGUUGUUCAAAUCUGAAAUAUAUAUAUUUUUAAAUGUAACCUUUAUUUAACUAGACAAGUCAGUUAACUUAUUUACAAUGAGCUGACAGGAGUCCCACAUUUGCAUAUUGUUUGAAAUGUGUUUGUUUGCUUAGAAUCAGAGAAGUUGAUGUUACACCAUUAAAAAAAAAAAUUAACAAUAGCAUGGUUAUGAAGGAGUUAUUAAAUGCUUGAAUUGACCACGAUGAAUAUGUGUAACCAUUUGUAGUGGAAUAUUAUCUCACUGG
Oncorhynchus masou masou (cherry salmon) is the source of this 3469-nucleotide messenger RNA. Its product is annotated as pinopsin-like. The record is from RefSeq and is a predicted model, not a curated record. Gene Ontology annotation, cellular component: photoreceptor outer segment; plasma membrane. The transcript is spliced from 4 exons. Gene Ontology annotation, biological process: G protein-coupled receptor signaling pathway; cellular response to light stimulus; visual perception. NCBI's taxonomy places the organism in Eukaryota, Metazoa, Chordata, Actinopteri, Salmoniformes, Salmonidae. Gene Ontology annotation, molecular function: G protein-coupled photoreceptor activity. The coding region runs from base 164 to 1453 and encodes 429 amino acids.